UAAAAGUCCACAAGUUAUUCACUGCAAUACUACUGCUGGUGGAGAAUGAAAAUCAUCUUCUGGUUAAUAGCGUGCUUUGGAUGCGUGGUUCAGUCACAAAUCAUUGAUUUAGAUGACAGUUUCUCAGUUGAUCCUGAAGACGACACACCAUGGCUUGUAGAAUUUUAUGCUCCUUGGUGUGGUCAUUGUAAAAGAUUAGAACCAAUUUACCAUCAAGUUUAUUUGGAUUUAGAAAAAUCACAUAUUAAAGUAGCUAAAUUGGAUGCAACAAGACAUACAACUGUCUCGGCCAAAUAUGAAGUUCAAGGUUUUCCCACAAUUUUAUUUAUACAAGGUGAUAGAGUUUUCAAACACCAAGGCGAUAGAACAAAAGAAGCAAUUACUGAAUUUGCCAAAAGGGCUUUAGGACCAACCAUCAAAGUAAUAUCAAAUGGGGCGAAAUAUUUCGAUAUUCGAAGCGAACAUGCAGAUAGUUCUUUCUUUUUAUAUAUUGGAGCGCAACAGGGUCUGUCCGAAUUAAUGACAAAGUUCGCAGCAGUUACUGAUAAAUUAGCUGUUCAUUCUUAUUAUUAUUCGUGCGAAAGAAAAAUACUGCCUCCAGACUUCGUUAAACACUUACAACACGAUCCAACUCUUGUUGUGUUUAAAGAUAGGGAAUGGUAUGAAUACGAACCUGGUGAAUCUGGUGUAACAAGAAGUUCUGUUGAAGCUUUUGUAGCUAGAGAACGACACUUGGCUUUCCCAAAAUUAGCUGGAGGCGGAGGGUUGAGCGAUAUGAGUGAUUUAAGGAAAAAAAUUGUUGUUAUUGUUGUAAAUGAUGCGGAUAAGGAAUCAGUAAAAUUGAAUAGCAGAAUGAAAGACAUAGCCACAAUGAUGUCGACUAAAUAUCGAAGGGAUUUUCAUGCUCACUUUCAAUUUGCCUGGAUGGAUGAUCCAGAAACGAUGAAUACAAUAACAAUGACAACUCUAAAAUUACCGGCUUUAAUUGUUUUUGAUACAGAAACACAAUAUUAUUACUUACCAGAAUUUAAUCUGGUUGAUAUCACUUAUAACUCAUUUUCAAAGUUUUUAAAUGAAAUAAGAGAUGGAUCGGCUCCCUCUUUUGGUGGCACUGGAUUCCUUCAAAGAGUAAAGAGAAUUGCGUACGAUAUAUGGAUUGCAGUCUAUAGCAUUUAUGAAGCAUCAGCUUGGCUGGCUCUUCUUGUAUUUGGUUUGCCUUCUGCCGUCAUUUCUAUUGUUUGCUACGCUCUCUGUUGUAUGGAACCAAUCGACGACGCUGAAGAUACAGACGACGAGAAUAUAGAUGAAAGUUUGUGUUCUUUAUCAUAUACUAUCCCUCUCUUUUUUACAUUUUGUGAUACGGUGUGCAUGAGAUGUGUGUUCAAGAGUUUUUUUUCAAAAUUAAAUAAGAAAAAUUUAGGCUGUUCUUGGCGAGCUUGGUUGGUGGGCUUUAAUGAUUUUUGGUAUACCCGCUACGGUUAUUUCGCUCGUCUGUUAUUCCUUUUGGUGUUUGGAACCAAUUGACGAUUCAUUUUGGGAUGGUAGCUGGCUUAGAGAGGAACUCGAGGCAGAGAGACGAGCUAAACUGGCAGAGGAACAGUCUGCAGAAACUGAUAAAGAUUCAAAAGUUAGGUACCGGUUAACCACUCCUGGUACACAGGAGGAUAUUGAAGCGAAUGUACCGCUUCUGGAUGACAGCUCUGGUGAGAUUUACUCAACAGGGAUUUUCAAUUUAUAUUUUUCUCACUAGAAUAUAACUUAUGUAUGACUGAGUUAGAAUAAUAGAAAUUAUAGAGCGAGUGAAAGUAUAUUUAGUAUAGAUAUACAGUAUAUAUAUAUAGAAAUAAUCUUUAUUUAAUUGUCCAGCAGCUGCUUGUUUUAUUAAAAUGACUUUAACUUUUAGAUGCCUCGCCAGUAGAUGCUCCAGUUAAGGAUCCAAAGCACGUCAAAAAUGAGUAAUAAAAGAAAGAAGAGCUUUUUGAGCGUUCAAUAUUUGAUUGACACCUUGGUCUCUUUCAUUUGUCGUUUUACAAGAAGCUUAUUUAAUAUUUAUAAAAUUUAAUUGUUUUUGGUAUGUAUAGGAGUCAUAAAAAAAUAUUCUUUUCAGCUGACAAACAAAUUUUUAUGCACGCCUCAGAUCAACGUCGUCUAGUCAUGUAAAACAACUCAAUAAUAUAUUGUAUUAUCACAAAAAUGAAAACAUUUAUUUAUUUAUUUAUUUAUUUAUUUAUUUAUUUAUCAUGUUAUUAGAAUUUUAUUAAUUAUUUGUUUUGUAUACGUUGUUACUUUUUUAAUUGGAAAGAGACGAAUAAAAGAGAAUAAAACGAGGCACGAUAGAUUUUUUUUCUACUUUAUUAACAGCAUAAAAUAUAAAGAUAUAAAACGCGUUGUAUAGGUAAAUGAUAUUCACUUACACUUUAGUAUGCUUAAUUAGGUCGAGGCAUCGUUUUUUUAAGUUGAAAGCCAGAUUCAUAUUACAAUGUUUAUUAUGAUAUAUACAUAUUCUUGUCCAUUUAUGUAUACAUUUUUUAUCUUCUGUUUACUGCUUAUUAUUGUCUGAUUUCCUUAAACUACCAGAUAAUCCGUUGUUAAAGUGCUGUUUCAUCUUCUAUUUUUUAGUUAUUUUUUAGUGAAAACUGUAAUAAGAUCAUUUUUUAGGUAAUUCCUUUCUUUGAAUCGACACUAUAAUGUUCUCUUGAAUACUAUAUUCUGGCCUAAUAGAGUACUACUAUUCUAGCAUAUAUUUCACAUUAUUAUGUUAUUUUCCAAAUUCUAAAAUACACGAACCACUCGUUCAUUACAAUUUAAAAAUAAUUAUCCUCUGUACAAUAUCUUAUAAAAAGAGAGUAGAACAUUAUUA
Molecule: messenger RNA, 2860 nt
Organism: Dimorphilus gyrociliatus
Lineage: Eukaryota; Metazoa; Annelida; Polychaeta; Dinophilidae
Source: the annotation of a GenBank genome assembly